Colletotrichum godetiae is the source of this 456-nucleotide messenger RNA. RefSeq lists its product as uncharacterized. The record is from RefSeq and is a predicted model, not a curated record. Bases 1 to 456 code for a protein of 151 amino acids. The transcript has a single exon. NCBI's taxonomy places the organism in Eukaryota, Fungi, Ascomycota, Sordariomycetes, Glomerellales, Glomerellaceae.
AUGUCGCCCAUGCAAACUGCUACCCGUACCCCAUCUUCCGAGAGUGAGAAUCGCCGUGAUCCCGGCCCCAUGGACGGACGUCACCCCUUCCCGCUGGCGGACCCGCCUAGGGCGGGGCUCUCGGACUCCCUUCUGAUCGAUCCUCGAACAGGAAGAGAAGGGGGUGGGAGGGGGGAACAUGGGAAGGCCCGCUGCAGCCCUGGUGACUUUUGUUUUGACGAGACUGGUAAAGUCGAUACGACGAGACAAGGGGAUGAAGCAAGCCCAGAUGUAGUGCUCGUGUACACAACACUCGGCUUGCUUCUUUUUAGAUACGUGCGUGCGUGGUACCUACCUUACAUGUAUUCUUACAUGGCGCGCCUGUUCUUGUUCGAUGGCAUUCGGUAUACUGGUGCUUGCUUGAGACGGUUGGUCGAUCUGACCAAAAGAGGAAUAAUUGCGACCCGGCUUGCAUAA